CUGCCUGACUGGAUCCUUCGCGUAAUGGGCGUGGUCAGGGGAGGACCGUGACGAGAUGCGGAAGAGGAACAGAGAGGGAGGAAGGUCCAGGUUUAGGAGCAGGGAGCUUCCUGGUUGGUAAAGUCAGGCAAUGACUUCUGGGUAACCUGGGGGUGAGUCCUUGCUGCCCCUUGUCUGGCCGCGGAUACUGUUGCUGUGAGCACCUGAGUUGGUAUAUGUAACUAUAAUGCAUCAUGUGCACGAGGUGUAUGCUGGGAGAGCAGCAGCUGCAGAUGAGCUGAAGGCUGCUACUGGGACAAUGCAGUGCAGAAAGAAUGUGCCAAAUACAAGUCAUUUUAGAACCAUUGCUCCAAAAAUUGCACCUAAGGUAGUAAAUUCAUGUCCGCCAUCUUCAUAUGGACCAUCUCUUCCUGAUAUAGCCGUAUCGGGUAUUAGCACAAAGCCUGUAGUAAUGCCCACGCAAAAUUAUACUAUAAUGAAAGUAGCCGGCCAGGACGGAACGUAUUCUCUUGUCGCAUUACCACAGGUUACCCAGCCAAUGGGUGCACAAGUAAUGCAAGCCUCAAAUAUUCCGUUGCAAGAGAAUCUCAAACUGCCAAUUCCAAGGUACCAGUCUUCUCGAAACAAGACGCUGCUUGAUAAAAAGGCAAAGGGGACCUCAUUGAUUAGAACUGCAGAAAAGAAAAACACACAAUUAGAGCACAGUGGUCAUUCCGAAAUCAUUUCCAAGUUGUCUGUAGAGGAGAAUAUUCAGGAUGUCAGCAGCAUCUUGACCCCUGGAAAUUCACUAAUGAAUCAAGCUGAUACUAUUAAAAUACAUAAUUCAAGUCCAUAUACUGAGAAAUGUUUGUCAAAAACAUUUUGCGCCAGUAGCCCUAUGAAAGCCGAAGAGAUUACUAGUUUGGUUGAGAAUGUGUCUUUGCUGAGAUACGAAAGCAAAAAAGUAGCUAAUUCUACUAACUCUGUGACUGUUCUCUCACAAGUGAUGUUUGGAAGUCCUGUUCGCGUUCUCCCUUCUGUACCGAAAGGAAAACUGCCUAUUUUGCCAUAUUCCAAAAUAAAAAAGGCAAUUAUUUCCAAGAGCAGCCAGUUUCCUAUAGAAAAAUCUAUAGCAGUGGAAGAUUAUAAUUUCAGUAACAAGUCACCAAUUCAUGAAACUUUUUUAAGUGACAUUUCAACUCACCAUUCGUCAGUGGUGGACUCUUCCGCUCCAGCCAGUCUAUGCCUUUCAUGUACAGAACCUGAAGCCGACCCUUUGAAAAAAACAAAUGGUGCAGCAGGAAAGAAACGAGGAAGAAAGAGGAAAGCCUCUAGUGAAAUGAUAGGCUAUCAGAAGAUGAAACUCUUUGGAAGCAAAUUUGUUUCUUGUAGGGAGAAGCUAAAGAUGGAAGCUGUUGAAGCAGAGGACAAAAAGGAUAUAUCGGUAAAGAAAUACCGAAAUAUAAUGCCAAAGCCUGUGAUAGUAGGACAGAGCUUAGCUACACUCGGUUCUUCUGCAGCUGGGUUCCAAUCUUUGACAACAGACAGUGGUAUUAAAAAUAAAGGGCAUCAGAAAAAGCAGAACAGGGGGAAGCCAGGAGAUGGUGUAGUUCUGAAACAAGUUGGUGAUCUUAAAAGCCUGUCUUCAGGAGCAAGGGCAUGCUAUAAAUGCCACAUAUGUGAACACAGUUUUCAGUUCAAGCAUCACUUGCAAGACCACCUGAACACUCACACCCACAGAAAGCCUUACCAUUGUCGGCUGUGCCGCAAGGCCUAUGUGCACUCAGGGAGCCUAAGCACUCACAUGAAGCUUCAUCAUGGCGAGAGUCGUCUCAAGAAGCUGAUGUGUUGCGAAUUCUGUGGCAAGGUGUUUGGACACAUAAGGGUUUAUUUUGGGCAUCUCAAAGAAGUGCAUAGGGUUAUUAUCAGCACCGAAACGUCUGCUAAGCAGCUGGAGACAAAAGAUCUCGAUGCCAAGGGGAACCAAGAAGCAUCCCUAAUAAAUAGAGAGAGCUGCUUCCCCAGUGAAGAACACUCCGUAAAUGGACAGGUGGGAGAAAUCAAGUUACAGAUCAAAUGUGGCCGCUGCCAUGUCUUUAUGCCCACGUUCUCCAACAUGAAAGAGCAUUUGUUAUUUGAACAUGGGGAAAAAUUUGAAGAUAGAUCCCAGGAAAGGAUUUUAGACAGUCGCCAAGGUGCCCAGGAGGAGGUUGUUAAAAUUGCCACACACUACUGGAAGUUACUAAAUGAAAGGCGAAACGUUGUGCAGUGUAGUGGUUGCGGCAAAGAGUUCUUGGGACCAAGUAAACUAAGAAAGCACACGUGUUUUCCUCUUGUAAAUCAAACAGAACUUUUGGAACACAAUUCAUCAAGCCCUAAAUGGAAUAAAGAAGACUAUAGUAAAGAAGAUUUUUGUUGUAGUGCAUCUGGCGUUGAGUUGCAGCUUUGGCGUGGCAAUCACUUGAACUGCAUAUUGUGCAAGCAAGUUUUUGGCAGCAAAGAGGAACUGCUAGAUCAUUGGCAGCAAGUGCACAACUGUGAGGACCCCUUGUUGCUUUGGGCUGCCUUUACUUCAUUGCCUAAAAAAGUUUAAAGAGUUCCCAAAUCAGAAUGCAGUGUUUUGAAUCGCUGUGCAGCCUGUGUUUGUGGUUAAAAAAGAGCGAUGAUCUCAAUUCUGCUGCAUGAUUAUUCUCGUUCACAGUGAAAUGAUUGUCUACUACAGAUUUUUUAUAUAUAUAUAUAUAUAUAUAUAUAUAUAUAUAUAUAUAUAUAAUGUUUCAUCGCUACCUGUGAUAUUUCUGUGAAAUGUCCCAGUUUUGUUUAGGGUUUUUAUACAAAGGCUCAUCUGUUAUCAAGAUAAAAGUCUGUUAAAGGGA
Messenger RNA from Xenopus laevis (African clawed frog), 2855 nucleotides. RefSeq names its product zinc finger protein 438 L homeolog (gene znf438.L). Bases 227 to 2572 code for a protein of 781 amino acids. NCBI's taxonomy places the organism in Eukaryota, Metazoa, Chordata, Amphibia, Anura, Pipidae. Gene Ontology annotation, cellular component: nucleus. Gene Ontology annotation, molecular function: RNA polymerase II transcription regulatory region sequence-specific DNA binding; DNA-binding transcription factor activity, RNA polymerase II-specific. The record is from RefSeq and is a predicted model, not a curated record. Gene Ontology annotation, biological process: regulation of transcription by RNA polymerase II. The transcript has 3 exons.